AUGGAUGAACAAGAAGAAGCAGUCAUUUUUGGUGUCUGCCUCGUAGAUUUUCAUCAUAAAAGAGGUCCUGAAAUAGAAUAUUGGUGUGGGCUACCCGAGGAUACCCAAAGUGCGGUUCUAUGGCCAAAUUUACCCUUUCAAGCCCUUCCUGAUGGCUCACAUUCUUUUGAAGAGACAUUUACUUAUUUCACACUGCUAUAUGAUGAAAAGAGACAAAUGAGUCCCCCAAAUGGGGCCACUAACUUGAGCGAUGAUAGCAUCAAUGACAGUACGACUUUAUUUGCCAUAUCCUGCUCGAGACAGAUAAAGAGCGAUGAAUUGGUCACUAGAGAUAAAGACGUAACCCGAUCUACUGUGCAGAAAGCAAUCGUAGUUAUCUCGAGGCAACCAAUUUUCGGCCAAAUCAAGGACAAACUUAGUAUAGUGACUAAUGCUUUUUUUUUGCAACAUGAUUUUGGUGAUAGGAAGAUCAUUCAGUCUUUAUAUGAGAACCUGAAGUCCAUUUAUACGCCCACAUCGUUGGGCAAAAACGCUGAGAAUCGUCUGUAUGUCGGGUUGUGUUUGAGGAAAAUACUGCACGACUUCAAAAAAAAUGUUUUGGUCUUGCUGAAGGCGAUCAUGCUUGAAAGAAAAAUUGUAGUUUACGGUAAUGAUGUGGAAGCUUUGUGUAAUCUACAGUUUGCUCUGAUUAGCCUAAUUCCGGACUUAAUGUCAAAUUUGCAAAAUUCUGGAAGUCCUCAACUGUUCCAGGAUGUUUCGCAAAUAAAGGUGGUAGACUCGUUCAAAUCAAGCAAUCGAGAAUCAGUGUUGAGGUUCUUAGGUUUCCCUUUGCCGAUUUUCGAGAAAGGUGGUCUCUUCUCACCUUAUACACCAUUGCAACAGAUGAAUGACAUUAAAUCAGAAUGUACUUUGUUUUUUAUGAUAGGAAGUUCCAACACGUUGCUCGCUGAACAAAAGGAGGAGUUGUGCCAUAUAUUUGUCAAUACAGACAAUUCCACUGUCGAAAUUCUGGACAAGGCUUUAAACCCCGCUCUUCAAUUAUCAGGUCAUGAUAAAAAGUGGAUUGAAUCUAUAUCUGGGAUUGUAUCAGACACGUGGAAUGAAAAUGAUGAUGAAACGCCUAAAAACUCUCAGUUUGAAGGAAGUGAAGAUUUCAUUAGAUGGCAAUUCGAAGAUUAUCUAACAGGGUUACUUUCCAGUGUAAAACUAAGUGAUUAUUUGGAGCUACAUAAAGAGAACGAGCAAGCUCUGAAGACUAUACCCGAAGACAUGCUGAAUUCUAAUCCCUUACAUUUGUUUAAUUUACAUUGGGUUCAAAGUUGGAAAGAAACCCAAAAUUUUCAAAUAUUUAAUUCAAGAACGGAUGAUAGACUAUUCGACUUGUUUCCUCCAAAGCAUAUAUAUAAUGGUGCCGACACAUUAUCUUUAUUACAGCAACGAUUCUUAGCCACAUUUCACAAUUUGAAAAGAAGUGCCAGCAAUACCUCAAGUAAUAAAAAUGGACAUCAGAGUGAAGAGGAUGCUAAAGACCAGGAAAGUGUCAAAUCAAAGGGGUCCGUUUCUCAAACUCCUAUAUAUUCUGACAAAAGUAUAGAAAAAUCAGGAACUAAUCUAUGGAAUUCAUGGAAGGAAUAUUUCAACAAAUCGAAGAAUGCCACUAAUGAUGAUGUUACAGAAUCCACGGAAGAUCUCAAAAAUAGAAAUAAAACAGGAAAUGCUAUACAGAAAGCCAUGAUGGGUUUGGGAUUACAUUAUGAGCCUAAAGGGGUAACUAACGCAGAGAAAGGGGAGGAUGAUCAAGAAGAAGAGAAAAAUAGUGAUUCGAGUGGAAGUGACGGCGAUACUGAUAAUGAUGAAAAUAGCCAAGACACCAGUGACAAUCAUACUGAUGUCACGGAGGCUAAUACUGAAGAUGAAGAGGCCGGUGAAGCCAGUUCAGAGGAUGAAGGGGGAAGUUCUGGUGAAGAUGAAAACGUUGCAGAUAAGCAUACUGAAGAUGGUCAUGGAUAUUCUGAAGAUGAUGGAGCGUAUGAUAAUGAACACGAUAAACAAAAACGCGAGAAAAUCGUUAAAGAGAGAAAUACAAGCAAUUACAUUAAUGGGGAAGCUGGUGUGGAUGAGGCUGAUAUGGUGAAUAGAGCACAGAAUGAAGAAAAGUGA
Saccharomyces kudriavzevii IFO 1802 is the source of this 2160-nucleotide messenger RNA. RefSeq names its product Avl9p (gene AVL9). Bases 1 to 2160 code for a protein of 719 amino acids. NCBI's taxonomy places the organism in Eukaryota, Fungi, Ascomycota, Saccharomycetes, Saccharomycetales, Saccharomycetaceae. The record is from RefSeq and is a predicted model, not a curated record. The transcript has a single exon. Gene Ontology annotation, cellular component: cytoplasm.